Diospyros lotus (date-plum) is the source of this 717-nucleotide messenger RNA. RefSeq names its product cyclic dof factor 4-like. Gene Ontology annotation, biological process: regulation of DNA-templated transcription. Bases 17 to 460 code for a protein of 147 amino acids. The record is from RefSeq and is a predicted model, not a curated record. Gene Ontology annotation, molecular function: DNA binding; DNA-binding transcription factor activity. NCBI's taxonomy places the organism in Eukaryota, Viridiplantae, Streptophyta, Magnoliopsida, Ericales, Ebenaceae. The transcript has a single exon.
UCUCUCUCUCUCUCUCAUGGCUGAUGUUCACAAAGGCCAUGAAGAAAAGGGGAUCAAGCUGUUUGGUGCAACAAUUGCAGUACAAGUUAGACGAGAAAAGGAAAGUGAGCCAAGCAAAACCGAUCCUCAAACAUUAACAGACAAGAGGCCAGACAAGAUCAUAGCAUGCCCGAGGUGCCAAAGCAUGGACACCAAGUUCUGCUACUUCAACAACUACAAUGUCAAUCAACCCAGACACUUCUGCAAGGGCUGCCAGAGGUACUGGACAGCCGGCGGCGCCUUGAGGAACGUCCCCGUCGGUGCCGGCCGCCGCAAGGCCAAGCCGCCGAUCAACGGCGGGGUGCAGCAGCUUGACUUUGAUGGGGCGGUUGAGGAGUGGCAACUAGCGGAGCAAGGCGGUUUUCACCAUGUUUUUCCAGCGAAGAGGCGGAGGAGCAUCUCAGGGAAUCAAAGUUGUUGAUGCCUUUGUUUGUCUUUUAGUCCAAAUAAUUAAAUAGUGAUUAAAGAAUAGAUGUUGAUUAGUGAUUUUAAUUAACAGUGGUGUAUAUAUAUAUAUACACAUAAGCCGGCCAUUUGGAUAAUUAAAUAACUGAGUUGAAUUUACUGUAGUUUUGUGGUAAUAUGGCCAAUUGUGUGACGAGCUAGCUAGCCCAUAUGUACCAAAAAGUCCAGUGUUAAUUGCAAUCAUGAAAAGAGAAAUAUCUUAUAAUCGUUUUG